Messenger RNA from Musa acuminata subsp. malaccensis (wild Malaysian banana), 3507 nucleotides. Its product is annotated as ubiquitin carboxyl-terminal hydrolase 18. The record is from RefSeq and is a predicted model, not a curated record. NCBI's taxonomy places the organism in Eukaryota, Viridiplantae, Streptophyta, Magnoliopsida, Zingiberales, Musaceae. Gene Ontology annotation, cellular component: cytosol; nucleus. Gene Ontology annotation, biological process: protein deubiquitination. Gene Ontology annotation, molecular function: cysteine-type deubiquitinase activity.
CCUCGAAGCAAGGCUUACUUUGGAAGGCGACGGAAAGCGAGAAACCCCAUAAGGAAACCCUUGUCAAGGCUCGAUCGCUAACGCCUUCCGAUCCCAUCACCGUCCUCAAAUUUCCGAUUCCUAUAAUUGAUUUGAACGACGGGGUUGGAGUGCGAGAAUAAUUAGGAAUUCGAUCGGUCGCUUGAGGGCCAUCGGAGGUUGAUGAUCCAUGGAGCGCUUCUGAUCAUUGCGGAAACCCUAGGUCGUAGAUGCUCGGCGCCGCCCUCCCCGCGCUGGAUCUCUCGGCCGUGCUGCAAUUCGCGUUCGCCCUGCUGCUGACCCUCUCUGGGGCGCUCCUCGUGGUGAAGCGGGCCGCAUCCAGGUACUUCGUGGUCGACGCCAGCUUCGAGGCCGGCUCCUCCGGGUACGAGCCGCGGCGUUCGAUGUCGAUCGGCAACGGCGAUGCGGGCGGGGAAGGCGCGGCUCCCGCCGGCGGCGCCUGCGCUACUUGUGGGAAACCGGGGAGCAAGAAGUGCUCGGGAUGCAAGAGGGUUCGGUAUUGUUCACAAGCAUGCCAGUCAAAGCAUUGGAGAGCAGAUCAUAAGUUUGAAUGCAAACAAUUGAAGUCAUCAGAGCCAGAUAAGGUAGACAAUGUUUCACCAGGUAACAGUUCUUGCAGAAGAAGAAAAUCAUCUGGGUUUGGUUCUAUUUCUUUGGUCCCUGCCCGUGGAACCUGUAAUAUCCUACAAGAACCGAAGAAGAUUCUUUUCCCGUACAAUGAAUUUGUGAAGCUUUUCAACUGGGAUAACCCUGGAUUUCCACCUUGUGGGCUUGUGAAUUGUGGGAACAGUUGCUUUGCUAAUGUGGUUUUACAAUGUCUGGCAUGUACACGGCCGCUUGUUGCCUAUUUAUUAGAGAGAGGCCACAUUAGAGAAUGUGUCAGAAAGCAGAAUGAUUGGUGCUUUCUAUGUGAGCUUCAAUUACACAUUAAGAGAGCUAGUGAAAGUCGGCAUCCUUUUUCACCUAUCAAUAUCCUUUCUCGGUUGCCUAACAUUGGUGGAAACCUUGGCUAUGGAAGACAGGAGGAUGCUCAUGAAUUUAUGAGGUUUGCAAUUGACACAAUGCAAUCUGUUUGCCUUGAUGAGUUUGGAGGUGAAAAGGCACUUGAUCCCAGCACCCAAGACACAACCCUUAUUCAGCAUAUUUUUGGUGGUCAUCUUCAGUCUCAGGUUACUUGUACACAAUGCAAUACUAUUUCAAAUCGCUAUGAGAAUAUGAUGGAUUUGACUGUUGAAAUUCUUGGUGAUGCUGAAUCUUUGGAGGAGUGCUUAGAUCAAUUUACGAUGAAGGAGUGGCUUGAUGGGGAUAACAAGUAUAAGUGUGAUGGAUGCAACGAUUAUGUUAAAGCAUGUAAACGCCUUACAGUUCAUCAAGCUCCAAAUAUCCUUACAAUUGCUCUGAAGAGAUUCCAGAGUGGUAGAUUUGGUAAACUGAAUAAGAGAGUUACUUUUCCUGAGAACUUGAAUCUUACUCCCUAUAUGAGUGGCAGUAGUGAUGGAACUGACCUAUAUACACUCUAUGCUGUUGUUGUUCAUGUGGACAUGCUAAAUGCUUCAUUCUUUGGCCACUAUAUUUGUUACACUAAAGAUUACCAAGGAAGAUGGUACAAGAUUGAUGACUGCAAGGUGACAAACGUUGAAGUGGAGGAUGUACUUUCUGAAGGCGCUUAUAUGCUCUUAUACAGCAGGACAAGUGCACGCAAGGAGCCUUUUGUUAAGCAUGUGCAAUCUCAGAAUACAAAGCAAUUAGUUGAGUCAGCUCCCAAGUUAUCAAGCCCCAUCGGUGUUUCCUGCCUGGGGUCUGACAUAGAUAACCAAUCAAGUCCUCCUGAACUUUCCAUGUUUAGAGAUACAAGGAACAAGAGAAAAUUAACAGAUGAUGUCGAUCCUGCAAAGGUCACAGAAGUGGAUGUUAUGGUCUUGAAUACACCUUUAGUCGAAAAACCAGCAAGUGUCCAUAAAAGUUUAGGAGAUCUAGAUUUCUGUAAUUCAUCAUCAAGUUCAGCAACUGCAAAGAGUCUUGAAAUAGAGAGUAUUGGUCUUUUCUCUCCUAUGCCUGACUACUCUAGUGGGGAGAGCAUGCAAUUAGAUAAUCAUCCAGAAAAUUCUGAAAAUAAAGUUGAUGUUGAAAAAUGUCAAAAACCAUGUGCCAGUUAUGAUGCAAGCCAUAUCGUAGAAGAUGGUGAGCCAACUAGAGAACCAUCCACUAUGCAGAUUAAUGAUGAUAUGAUUAUUGAGCCAUGUUCCACUACUCCCAUUACUACUGCGAGUGUAGUUUCAGAACCUUCAGAUUAUUCAUUUGCCGAAUCAGAUCGUCCAGUGGAAACAUACAGCCAAUUUGAUUCGUCUCUUGAAGUUAACCGUCUGGAUGGAGCCUCAGUUGAUAGUGAAGGAAGCAUGGCUUUGUUGUCAAGUCAGGAAAAUAGAUCAAGUGGAAAAUCUAAGGCAGUGUUUUCCCGUGGUUUCCUUGAUAAGCCUGCAAGAAAGAAGACUUUGGAUAGUACAGAAGAAAAGCAAAAUCAUAAACACCCAAUUGUUGAUGUCAACAAGCAGAAUGGUCACUCCAAUGGUCAUUGUAACAUUGGACUGGCAGAGUCCACUGAGACUGGUGAAAAUAUUAUUUCAGGUGAUAUGCCCUUUGUAACUCGUAGCUUCCUGCAGAAGUCUUAUGCUAAAUCUUCAGACAUGAAGAGAGAACCUAAGAAAUCUGAACAUCAAUGUAGAGUCAAUUGCAAUGGUUCUGCUGAAUAUGCUUGUAGUUCUGCAGAUGAGAGCAUAGAGUUCAGAUCAGCAGCUCCCUGCUGCAAUGGAGCUAGCUUCAUGCAAAUCGACAAUGACAAAUUCCCUGAUUCUGCAUCUGUUAGUCAAGAUAGGAACGAGGAACAACAGUUUGCAAGGACGGACGACCAGUGCCAUUGAUCUUUAGGAGCAACAGCAAUCUUGCACCAGGUGAGAAGCUACAGCCACCCUCAGCUUGCCUAGUUGAGCAUAACAGGCUAUAUAAUGAAGAAAAUGGUAGUGAUAAUGUUCAGUGAUUUGAUUCUGCAUUUGGGGAGGUUGAUUGACCAAAGAUCUAGGAGAAUUUGUUCUAACCAAGAAGCAGACACUACUGGAUUUGCCUAACCAAGACAACAUCAGUCCCAUCUCCCUUGGACUAGAUUUGCAUGGCCUCACACUUCCACUGAGGAAAGAAGUGGACGUGGGCCUCUGGGUUUCCUUUCAAUUUCUUGGAACCUCAGUUGCCACUAUGAUGCCAUGACAGUGUCGUUACAUCCUACUGUACAUCUUGAUUUAUUCAUCUGUUGUCUAAGGGGAAUAAAACUAUCCAUUACAUCAAUCCAAGCAUUUGUCUGCUGCUCUUAGCUGCCCAUAGUUUUAACAGCGAGUCCAUGUGUGAACAAUUGAUAUGAUCUUUGUGGAAUUUUGUUUAUGAUUAAAAGUAUUACACAGUAUGAUAUAUAUCUCUCUU